This is a messenger RNA of Mugil cephalus (flathead mullet), 4270 nucleotides long. RefSeq names its product SWT1 RNA endoribonuclease homolog (gene swt1). Gene Ontology annotation, cellular component: nucleus. Lineage: Eukaryota; Metazoa; Chordata; Actinopteri; Mugiliformes; Mugilidae. Bases 434 to 3340 code for a protein of 968 amino acids. The transcript is spliced from 17 exons. The record is from RefSeq and is a predicted model, not a curated record.
UGCAGCAGGGAGUUCAUUCCUGGCUUAUGUUUUGCCAGGAAGCCAAGAUAAUACUCCCACCGACCUUGAGUCUAAACUGUGCGUAUCUGCACUUGUCUCGUAAUUUUUGAAAGAAACUUGGAAACCAACAGAGUUCGUUUUCUGUUCUUCUUCCCCAAGAAGGCUACAGUAUUUACAUCUACAGUCCAGCCUGUGGCGGUAGCCUAGCAACAGGAAGCAAAAACAAAAUUCUCGUAGUAGAAGAAGAAAACCCGGAAGCGCGGCGGAUGUUUUGGGAGAGAGUCGGCAUUAGCUUAACGUACUUUGCUGGGAAUUACACGCUUAUUUCUGUCAAAUCUGCUUUAAACCUUUGAUUUAAUGUUUGCAGUUUUCAGGCAGAAAAGAAGAAAAAAACGAGCAACUAUAUUCUCUUCAGAAUUACCUUACGAGGAGAAUGUCUAAAAAGUCAAAGAAGAAAAGGCGUAAGUCGUCUUCAUCCUCAAGUGACGAAGAUGUAAAGGAGUCAAGGGAACAAGAUGCCACAAAGUAUCGCAAAGGUGUCAAGAGGAAGCAAGAUGAAAACUGUCAGGGGAGUUGUGCAAAGGAACAGGACCAGUCUGUUUCGUCUACUCUUCACUCCCAAAGCACUCGCCAGAUCAAAAAACCUGUCUACAGGUUGGAAAAAACUCGAGCACCAGAGGAGAAACCUGUUAAUAAGGAGGAACACUGCAGAAAAUCAAAAGGAGACCCUGUGCCUUUCCACGGGGAAAAGUGCUCCGGUAAAGCGAAAAAUUACACUUCAGGGAAAGAUAAAUCCGUCAGAGAAAGUAAAACUGUGGAAUCGGGACCUUCAAAAUCCGUGCACGCUGCUAAGUCAGGGAGGAAGUCAGGGAGGGCUCAUAAGAGUACAGAGAAGACGCGCAAAGGCAGAUUAGAUAAGAAGUCUCCCCAAAAGAGUUCGCCCAAAUUAAAAAAGCAGCUGAUGAGUCCCAGUUUAGUUUCUGCUGAACAGGACGAACAGAGUCACGAUGUACGGAAGAGAAAGUGCUUCGCUGAGGAAACACCAAAGACUAAAGAUGACAGCACCACUGUCAAGACCAGCGAAGCUAGCUCGUCUUCUAUCUUGGGGCAUCCUUCACAUCAAAAAACAAGGGAGCUGGUCAAACAGAUGUGCCAGUGGUUUGAAGAAACCAAGUCAAAAAGCAAAACGAGCUCCCCUGCAGACUCAAAAACGUCCUCUGCUUCUACCUCAAAAACGUCUUCCACUGCAGCCAAGCCCACUACGGCAGAGAGUAGCUCAAAGGUGUCGAAGAAUGUCACGUCACGUAGGACAGCUCCGUUGCCAUCUAGCUGGAAACAAAUAAGCUUUGUCAUACCACCUGUGCCUCCUAAAUUCAAGAUACCAAAAAAGGUUCAGCCAAAACCAGUCGAAAGCAAAGUUGCGAGUAAAGACGCCGUCUCCGCAACCAAAAACCUCAAACGUGACGCUAAAACUUCAGACUCUGGGGUUUCAACGAGCAUGUCAAAGCAGGAAACUGUCCAACAGUCCCAAAGCUUUUUGGACGUUACCCCUAAUUCUGAAGAAAAGAGCCCAUCUGUAUCCAACCUGCCCCAAGCCACCAGUGACACCAGAACAGAGCCGUGGUACGACGAGAUGCAAGUGGUUGAAGAGCUUCACUUGGCCCGUUCUGAGAAGAGACUGGAGCUGAAUGUUCUGCAGAGCUACGGGGAGCUCACCCGCAUGGAUAUAGAUAUUCCCGAGGAGAGACCUGCAGAAAAACACUACCGACAGACGCCUCAGCAAGGCCUCAUCCUCAUACUGGACACCAACAUCCUCCUCAGUCACCUGGAUUAUGUGAAGAAGAUGAGAUUUCAUGGCCUCGGAGGUCUGGGCUUCCCUCUGGUCUUGAUCCCCUGGGUGGUUCUUCAGGAGCUGGAUUCUCUAAAAAGGGGCAGGGGCCUCUCCGGUUCUGUGGCCCACCUGGCAACUCCCGCCAUCUCCUACAUACACAACUCUUUGAAGAGCCGGGAACCUCACCUCUGGGGCCAGUCCAUGCAGCAGGCCGCCGAGAGUUGCAAUGGUCUCAAUGCCGAGAACAACGACGACAGAGUGCUGCAGUGCUGCCUGCAGUACCAGAGCCUGUAUCCAGAGUGUGCUGUCAUCCUGUGCACUAAUGAUAAGAACCUGUGCAGCAAAGCCCUCCUGAGUGGGGUGAAUGCCCUCAGCAAGAAUGACCUGGAGGCGGAGGCAGAAAGAUCCAGAGGUGGCCCCCACAACGUGCAAAACAUCCAGGCUCCCGUGCUGCCUCGCAUCAGUCCCCAGAUCUCUCCGGCACUGCUGAGGAGGAGCUGUGCACCGGCGCAGCCGCACGGCCAAGAGAAAACGUGCCUCUCUGCGGCGCUCGCAGAGAAAGGCUGCAAGCAGCUCAGCGAAGGAGACGAGGAGGCGACAGAAUGGGACCUCGGCAGAUGUGUUUCUAAACUAGAAGACUGCCUGCGGGAGGUGCUGUCUGAUGUGCUAGAAGUGGAGAUGAAGGCUGCUUAUGAAGGCCUCUGGCUAGAGAUAGUAUACAUUAAACCCCCCUGGACUCUUCAGGAUGUCCUGCAGUGUGUGAAAAAGCACUGGAUAGCCGUUUUUGGACACACCGUCCCCCGGAGGCACCUGCAAACCGUUUUAAACCUCAUCGACUUCUUCAGGUCAGGUACAACAGUGGACCGCAGCGCUACCUCGGCGGCCCUUCAGGAAGCUAAGGAGCUGGUGAAAGCAUUUCAGAAAAGUUCAGGCCGCGUUCCCCGUGCCAUCUCCGUAAUCAACGGCAUUGUCGCUCAGCUACAACCUCAGAAGCGACCCCCUUUGGAAGACGGAGAGCCUCGUGAUGUUAUCAUGAACGAUGACGAUGAAGACAGACAACCUGUGUCAGCUCAGACGUCUCACAAGGACGUCUGGGCCGUGUUCGAAGGCCUCUGGUCCAACGUGUAUCAAAUAAGCAUGGAGGUGUUCAAAGCUCUGGGCUUUGACCCUCACACCAUGCAGAGCGCUCAGCCGGUGGGAGGUCCUCCGCCACCACAGGACGCUCUGGCCUGUUUGCACAAACUGUCCUCCAUGGUCUCGCAGCUGCUCCAGGCUUUCAGCAGUGUCCUGUGCUCAGCCCCCGGUUUGGAAGAAGUCCAGUCACUCCUCAGCGUCUUCCAUUCCAAUAAGAUCCUUAACGAGGAGUCACCGUUAACUGCAAAAGACUUCCAUGAUUGUUUCUCACAACCAGAGUACAGGGAGAAGCUCAGAGUUGGAGGGAGCCAGCUGAUGGAGCUGCGAGACGCCUUGGAUCGCUGUGUCCAGGCCACGCCCCAACGCUCCACCUGACUGGACCAGCGCCAGGUGCCUUCCGAAAAAUCGAUGCUUGCUUACACUAAAAGCCACCAGUUAAGGGCAUGUCUGCUCUGAUUGCGCCUCCAGGGACUUGGCCAGCUUUAAAACGGCGUCUUGCGAGAGAAACAGAGACUAUGAGUGAUGAAUGGAUGUCAAUGGGCGGUCUCCGUCAUUCUCAGGGUGUAUCGGGACGUGUUUUACUACUGUACUCUUUUCAAAUCACUCUCAUUUUUGCUUCGCCUCUCAUAUCUAAUAAUCCCUUUUUUAUCCUUCAGCGAUAUCUAACCUGUAAAUGUUCAUCUACGUACAAUCCUGCAAAAUAAAGUGACUGAAAUUUCAGCUGUGAUCCCGGUAAAAUAAAGUCCCCAUCUAACCACAACUAUGGAAAUAAACCAUAGUUCUACUAGAGGUCAAAAACCGUUUAGCAUAACACAUUAGCUCUUUAACAAAAAAUAAAACAGGUCAUUUCACCCUACUUUGGCCCCAGCUUUCCCAUAUUUAUUUAUUUUUUUAUUGGUCUACAUUUUAGGAGAAAAAAUAAAAUAACUAGCAGCAAAAAGGCAAUAAUUCUAGCCCUCUAUAAUUAAGUAUAUACUAAUUUAACAUUCAAACACUGGCUUUAAAUUAUUAUUUUUUUAUUGCUUGAUCAUUUAAUUUUUUUAAUGGUUUACUUUGACAGUAAACAACACAUGCUUUUGUGAGUUUUAGUUGAAGGAAAAUGUAAAAAAAAAAAAAAAACUAAAUCAAAAUGAAUUGUAUUUCCCGUUAAAGAGUUUAAUGUUUACAACAAGAAAAGAGAUGCUUGUCAUGAGUGUGUCGUUUGACUAUUUGUCUUGUUAAAGUUUUUUUAUUACAGCAUCUUUUGCUUCCAUGUACAGGAUUUCUAGGCUAAUUUAUUCAGUGAAUAAAGUUAAUCCAGUCGUA